AGUAUCAUUAUGAAACUGAUUCAGAAUCCUCAUUUGAUCACUUCUCACCCCACCACACAGAUAUUUUCUCAUCUGCUCCGCCAAAAAAUACCUCAUACUAUUCAGAAUCCAUCCAACCUUCUCUUACACAAACUGAUUUCUAAAAUCCAUCAUUCACUUCCAAUCUCUAAGACCAAUUUGGCACAAUAGGUUAAGAGAUCCGGUAUCCACAAAGUAACAACCUGAAUUGAAUGAAGCAGAGGUGAACCGAAGCUAAGCUUAAGAUCAUCAGGCUGAUAAUUCUCUCUCAAGAUGGUUUCCCUCAACUCCGUUCUUACUUCUAUUCAUUCUGUUUUGGAUUAUCUUGAGAAAAAACCAUCGUCCAAUUUAUGGCUGAUACGUCCGCUCAGACCUCUGAAAACGUUUAUCAUUUGUGCAAGAAGGUUGGACAAUCGCUAUACGGACGGGAAUCCUGGCUCUCUUUUCGUUAGGAUUGAAGAUUUUCUUUGCAGAUUCCAGAAUGAUAUCCAAUCUUGUAGUCUGAAAAACACUAAGGAAUACGUAGUGGAGAUCAGAUCUUUUGAAGCAGAAAUCGAAAAAUGGUACGUUACUUUGUCAGACUGCUUGUGGCAAUCAGGUUCUCCAGUGGCCAACGAAGUUAUGGAUAUUAUAGAUUCUGUUCUGGCGCAUCUAGCUGUUGUCUAUGGCUUCCCUAGAUGUUUUUCUGGUUUUCUUGAAGAACCAGUCGAAGCCUUGAAGGGUUCUGUCAGGUUCUUGAGAAACUUCAUUCGUUUGGCCACUAUUCCAGGUACUGAUGAGCUGCAAGAACUCCCAGCUUUUCUGACUCACAUUGAAGCUCAGGCUAUAGAUGCUGCCCAUGUAACGAUGCGUCUGUUUUCCGAUAUCUCUGAUGAUUCUUAUCAUGAAAGAACUAAACUUAUGAUUUCUGCUUUGUUGCACAAAAUAACACAUGUCGAUUCUCAUGUGUAUGUGACCUACACUCGGGUGCUGGCAAGUAAAAGGCAUUCAAUCAGAGAGUUGCAUUUUCCCACCCUCAACACCCCUGGUGAUCCCAUAAUUAUCAUUGAGGAGUUCGUUGUCUACUUUCUAUCCAAUCUUUGGGAUAUACUACAACUGGAUACCUGUCCUUCGGAUUCUGCGAAGGAGCAUUUGCAAGCACUGUAUGAAGGACUAAGGUUCUUGAGAUCUACUCUGAAGGAGAAUCCAAACAAAUUUCUUGAAACGACAAUCAGGGAUCUUGUCGGGGUUGUGAUAUGUGAUACUGGAAUCUUGAUCUUUUCGCUUUAUCAAAAUGAUGUUGAAACUGAUCUUUUGGUUCUGGAUCUGCUGAAAAACAUUCAGGUGAUCCUUGCAGAGGUUGAAGAGCAAGUAUUGCAAACAUCAGAAUUCAGCUUUCCAAGGACUAAUGUCCUAGGCUUUUUGGAUUCUCUUUUGGACGAUUUGCUGGAAGUGAAAAGUCGCAAGGUUGAUUCGGAUACCGAAAGUCCCAUAGGUAGGAUGGAGCAACAUCUUCUCUUCUUGAGAUCAGUUUUGGAAAAACUGGUGGGGUUACAGAAUCAACAUGAGGAGCUCCAAGCUCUUUAUAAUCUUGCUCUAGGAGUGGCAUAUAAGAUGGAGUUUCUCAUUGACCAAUUGGUGCUUGGAAAUGUUAAAGAUUCUUUCACAGCAUCAUUUGAAUCUGUCUCAGAAGACAUCAAGAUUAUUGAGACUGAUGCCGCGAAUAUUUCCAGUUUCAGCAACCAAUCGAUUCAACACCAGAGAAUCACCUUGCCAUUAGAAAAUAGUACCGCAACGACAGAUGAAGUUGUUGGUUUUGAAACUGAGAUUACAACAAUUAUCGAUCGACUUACUAGAGGAUCAAAGAAGUUGCAAGUUGUUGCCAUAGUUGGUAUGCCUGGCUCGGGAAAGACAACUUUGGCAAGCAAAGUUUUCAAUAAUGUUUCAGUUACGUACCAUUUUAAUGUCCGUGCAUGGUGUUCUGUUUCACAAAUACUCAAUGUGAAGAAAGUCUUACUUGAUCUUCUGACUCAGACUCUGGGAAAUCUUUCCGAUGGAUAUCUCCAGAAGGCUGAACCUGAUUUGGCCCAAGAGCUUUGGCGUUCUCUGAAACGACGUAGAUAUCUCAUAUUUUUGGAUGAUGUAUGGGAAACUCAAGCAUUUGAUUGUAUUAAAGAGUCAUUUCCCGAUGAUUUGACUGAAAGUAGAAUUCUCCUGACAAGCCGACAACGUGAUGUUGUUCCUAUAACUCUACGCGAUGAGAAUCCUCUUUCUCUUCGUCUACUCUCAGGCAAUGAGAGUUUGGAGUUACUAAGGAGAAAGUUGCUUCCUUGGAAAGAUUGUACUGCAUCAUUAUAUGAAAUAGUGUCGGAAAUUGCAAAAUGCUGUAAAGGGCUGCCUCUCACAAUCGUUAUUGUGGCUGGAAUUCUAUCAACUACAAAGCAAGAGGCUUGGAAUGAAGUUCUUGAAAGUUUAAGGUCUGGUAUCAUCUCUGGUUCAGAGCAAUGCAACAAUGUGAUAGAGCUGAGCUACAGGUAUUUACCAUAUCAUUUGAAGUCGUGUCUCCUGUUUUUGGGGAUAUUUCCCGAAGACCAUGAAGUUUCCGUCAAGAGGUUGAUUUGGUAUUGGAUUGGUGAAGGGUUUAUCCAGAAAACUAAGUCGAAGAGCUUAGAAGAGGUUGCAACAGAUUACUUAAACAAUUUGAUUGGCAGAAGUUUAGUCAUGGAGGCCAAGAAAAGCUCCAGAGGAGAUGUGAAAGCCUGCCGCAUCCAUGAUUUGCUUCAUGACUUUUGUCGAAGGAAAGCUAAAGAGGAAGUAUUUUUCCAAUUGUUAAAAGGCGAAAAUGAGCUUUUGUCUUUGCAUAGACCCGGUAACCUGCAAAGAUUGUGCAUAAACUCUAGUCAGGAACAAUUUAAGGAGUCGAAACUGUUUUGUCCUCGUUUGCGCUCACUGGUUUUCUAUGAUCAUUUAAACCCGCGGUGUUAUGGAAUACUUGACAUGUCAUUCAUUUUUCGCAUCUUUAAGCUUCUUAAGGUGUUGGAUAUAGAAGAUGUCAAGAUCAGCUUUGGUUUUCCGAGUGAAAUAGGACUUCUGGUGCAGUUGAGAUUUUUGGCAAUCCAAGCUAGUGGCAGUGUCAGUGCAUCAAUAGGUAAUCUUUCCAACUUGGAAAUUUUCAUAGUUCAUGUUGUUGGGGCAGACUGUGUUUCACUGCCAGAAACAUUUUGGAAUCUACAAAAACUAAGACAUCUAUAUACUACAAAUGGAGAUGGCAUUGAGUUACCGGUUAAUAAUCUCGACAGCUCCUCUGAUCUGUUGGAGCUAGUCAGUCUAUCAACCAUAUCCAGUAAAGAUUGGAGCACCAUGAAAAAGGUAUUGCAGAAGUUUCCAAACAUCCGUCGGCUAAGGUGCGCGCAUGAUGCAUAUGAAGGAGACCUCAACACUGGUUGGAAUCGGAUGACAUAUUCAUUUAUGAGUCGACUGGAAUCACUUCGUGUGUCAAUUUGGUGCGAUUCCGCCAAUUAUGUCGAUUUUGUUUUUCCAGAGAAUCUCAAAAAGUUGACUUUGGAGUUGUUGCCCUGGGAGAAAAUAGCAACCGUUGCACAACUACCUCAUCUUCAGGUACUCAAAUUGAUCGAUGAUUCAUUCAUUGAGGAAACAUGGAAUGUGGAAGAAGGGCAAUUCCCGAAACUGAGGUUUCUUGAGUUGCAAUAUUUGGACAUUGUCAAGUGGAUAGUUUCGGAUGAUUACGAGUUCCCCUGCCUCCAGAAGUUAGUAUUGUCCGAAUUUGGAAGAGAUCCCUAUUGACUGUUUGCAAUAUAAUCCAACUCUUGAAAUCAUUGAUGUCCGUAGUUGUUCUGAUUAUGUUACGAAUGCAGUUGAACAAAUUCGAGAAACGCAGAUACAAGAAAUGGGAAAAUCGGAUUUCGAGGUUCUUUUGCAUUAAACCUAGAACUAGAAGAUGGAACCAUAGCCUCUCUUAGAGUAAAAGAUAUCUUUGUGUAAGUUGAAUUACCAAUUCCAGAUCGAUCUAAUUGCAAUGAACUGAAUUCCUCAUCUUAAUCCAAACACCUACCUGGAUGAUUGGAUCAAUGAAUCUUCGGCUAACGGCGGCACAAAAUGAGAAGAAAUAACCUCAUGAUUGUAUACAAGACGGUUAAUGCAGAGAGCUAAGUAUAUACUCAAUAUUAUUCCUAAUGUAGGAAACGAUGUUUACCACUAAUCAUCAUUUUACAAUACAUAA
Oldenlandia corymbosa var. corymbosa is the source of this 4237-nucleotide messenger RNA. The record is from the annotation of a GenBank genome assembly. Lineage: Eukaryota; Viridiplantae; Streptophyta; Magnoliopsida; Gentianales; Rubiaceae.